ACACAUUUUUUGUCUCUGUAGCAAUAUUUGCCAUCAAGUUUGAGACUUUCAUGGUCAUAGUUAGUCUCGAAAGACAAGUGAUGUUGUAGGCGUUCUUGGCCUGUGUGUGAUUUGUGGUUGGACAUUCCGACCACUACAUUUCCGAGAAGUAAGUGAAGAAGAAGAGGAAGAGGCAGAAGACAGCAUUGAGAUGAAGAAACCCAAAGAAGCUACCAUCGAGGAAAACGCCGCUCUUCUCACAACUGGAAAUAGCCUUACUGUGCCAAAACUUCCUCGUGAAGCGAAAUCCUUGGAAGACAUCAGCUGUUCUGAGGAAGAGCGAGAAGAGGAGGAGGAUUUCGGCACAUAUAGUGGGCCUGUUAGACAGAAGGUGUCGACCGUGACUAGUGUGCUAGAAUAUAUGGUUCUAGCUCGAGAUAGUUUUCUUAUGUCAUCUCCACCGAGUGCCUGGAGAAAGCGAAGCGAUACAGUGGGGGAGAGACAUGCUGGCUAUAUCAACAGAAAGGAUGUGUUCUACACUGGGUCGAUUACAAACGUUGCCGAAUUUAAGGAACAUCCUCACAAGUACAGGUCAACUGGAUCUUUGCAACGACGCCCGCUUAGUGGGACUUUAUCGGUCUCAGUGGAAAAAUUACGAGAAGUCAGGGAAACUAGCGAGGAGGUUUCGGAAGAUACCACCACCGACAAUGUGGAGGGCUCCCAUAUGUUCAAGACGAUAUCGAGGAUGUUGUCACUGUCUCUUCUCAUCGAUCCCACCUUCCUUAUUUUCGCUAUUUCUAAUCUCCUGACCUCGGUUGGAUUCAACUCGCCAUUAUAUUUCUUGCCGCUUCACGCUAUGAAAGGUGUCGGACUCGAUUCAGCCAGCUCGUCACGAGUGUUGUCCGUUUUCGGAUUGUGUAACACACUUGGUCGAGUCGUGUUUGGAGUUGUGGCAGAUCACCGACUGCCACUUCCGUAUGGUCUCGGAGAAGACACUGCCAGGAAUCGUCUCUGGAUGUACAACAUAUCAUUUUUCGUUUCACUUUCUGUUUAUGCUGGAUUGUUCGGCUUUUCCAUAUCAUCAUAUAUUUGUCUAACAAGUGUUAUCCUUGUCGAUUUACUCGGUUUGGACAAACUUACAAACGCUUUUGGACUUCUUUUGCUAUGGCAGGGUGUGGGAACCGUUUUUGGACCUCCCAUCUCUGGAUAUCUUGCUGACAUCACUCACUCUUAUGUAUGGUCGUUUGUGUUCUGUGGUGCCAACCUCUUGGUGAGUUCCUUUGAGUUCUUUUAG
This is a messenger RNA of Haemonchus placei, 1273 nucleotides long. Lineage: Eukaryota; Metazoa; Nematoda; Chromadorea; Rhabditida; Trichostrongylidae. The record is from the annotation of a GenBank genome assembly.